Messenger RNA from Bombina bombina (fire-bellied toad), 2645 nucleotides. RefSeq names its product cytochrome P450 1A1. Gene Ontology annotation, molecular function: iron ion binding; oxidoreductase activity, acting on paired donors, with incorporation or reduction of molecular oxygen, reduced flavin or flavoprotein as one donor, and incorporation of one atom of oxygen; steroid 17-alpha-monooxygenase activity. Gene Ontology annotation, biological process: progesterone metabolic process; hormone biosynthetic process. The transcript has 7 exons. The record is from RefSeq and is a predicted model, not a curated record. Bases 108 to 1685 code for a protein of 525 amino acids. NCBI's taxonomy places the organism in Eukaryota, Metazoa, Chordata, Amphibia, Anura, Bombinatoridae.
GUGCCGCAGCCGACUGACAAGCAUGGUCCUUAGCUGCAUCUACACAGUACAGGAUUGUUUACUGUGCUUCUGCCGCCAGCAAAGGAAUAUCUAUACAUAAUAACACAAUGGCUUACUUGGCUCAGUUGUUUGACAAGAUGUCCGAUCCUAUCACUAUAACAGAGCUGCUUGUUGCAUUUGUGGCAUUUGCUGCCAUUUUUCUACUACUCAGGUCUUCUUUCAGACAAAAGAUCCCAAAAGGCACAAAAAAGCUACCUGGUCCUAUGCCUUUACCAAUAAUUGGCAACCUGUUUUCGCUAAGCAAGAACCCCCACAUCAGUUUGACGAAGAUGAGUGAAAAAUAUGGAGAUGUGAUGCAGAUUCAGAUAGGCACCAAGCCUGUUCUUGUGCUGAGUGGGCUGGAAACACUCAGACAAGCCUUGCUGAAGCAGGGUGAUGACUUUGCCGGACGCCCAGACCUUUUCACAUUUCGACUGAUUGGUGACGGGCAGAGCUUAACAUUUAGUCAUGAUUCUGGAGAGGUUUGGCGAGCUCGCCGCAGACUAGCGCAAAAUGCACUCAAAACUUUUUCCACAUCUCCCUCACUUACAACCUCUAGUUCCUGUCUGGUAGAAGAGCACAUAAGUAAAGAGGCAGAAACCCUAAUGAAAAAGUUCAUGCAGGUCAUAGAGGAGAAGGGAGAGAUUGACCCCUUCAGAUAUAUAGUUGUCUCAGUAGCUAAUGUCGUUUGCGCCAUGUGCUUUGGAAAACGCUACAACCAUGAUGACGAAGAGCUUUUGAACGUACUGAAAUUGACAGAUGAUUUUGGAGCAGCAGCUGCAUCAGGAAAUCCUGCUGAUUUCAUCCCAAUACUCCAGUACCUUCCAAGCAGCACCAUGAAAGCCUUUGUGGAGGUCAACAAAAAGUUUCUAUCCUUUGUACAGAAGAUUGUCAAUGAGCAUUACAAAACUUUUGAUACGAAUAAUGUCCGUGAUAUCACAGAUUCUCUGAUCCAACAUUGUCAAGAAAAGAAAGAUGACAACUCCAGUGUUCAAAUAUCCAACCAAAAAAUUGUGAACAUUGUUAAUGACCUCUUUGGAGCUGGGUUUGACACUAUUACGACCGCCCUGUCAUGGAGUCUCAUGUACCUGGUGGUCUAUCCUGAAAUACAAGAGAAAAUUCAAAAGGAAUUAGACAAUGUCAUUGGAAGAGAUAGAAGACCAAGAUUAUCAGAUAGAGCUCAGCUGCCUUAUACUGAAGCCUUCAUAACAGAAAUGUUCCGUCAUUCCUCCUUCCUGCCUUUCACAAUUCCGCACUGCACCACCAAGGAUACUACGCUGAAUGGAUAUUUCAUCCCCAAGGGAAUAUGUGUAAUGAUUAACCAAUGGCAAAUUAACCAUGACCCGAAUCUUUGGAAGGACCCAUCCAACUUCUACCCAGAACGCUUUCUAAAUCCAGAUGGCAACUCACUUAACAAACUAGAAGUAGAAAAAGUGAUGGUGUUUGGAUUAGGCAAGAGAAGAUGCUUAGGUGAGGCGAUUGCGAGAAUGGAAGUUUUUCUCUUCCUCACCACAAUACUACAGCAGAUGCAGUUCUACAGGCAAGGAGAUAAGCUGGAUAUGUCGCCCAAAUAUGGACUUACCAUGAAGCACAAACGAUACCUUCUCAAUGCCAAACUGAGGUUUCCCAUGAUCUGUUCUGAUUAGAAGUCUAGUAUCUGUCACAGCUUGAGAGGUUUUCAAGAUCUUAUACUAUAAUGCUUAAAAGGCUGAAUGUCUUUAGGUUCCAUUUUGAUACACUUGGAGUGUAAUCAGUUUUGAGUGUUUAAUAUUUGCUCGUUUGACAUUACAAAAGCAUAUACAUGUUUUUGAGACAAUGUAGAGCAAAUGGCAAAAACAUUUUACAAAGCAGAGAGGGAGGACAUUCUACAAGAUGUAGACUUUUGUAAAUGAAGGAAGUACUUGUUGCUUUAAAAUAAGCUACUUAGGUUAGAGACAUUUUGAGCAUGAUGGGCACCAUAGUUCACGAAAGCCAAAUGUCAGGUUAAUUCUAAACUAUAAUAUCACAUAUUGAAAUCUUGACUGUGCUAAUGCUGCUUACUUGUGUUAAUGGUAUUGCAAUACAUACAAUUUUUUUUAUGUAUUUGUCUCACAAUAGUAUGUGCUUAUCUGAAUUUUAGCCAGACAAUGCUAUAAAACUUUCAAUGAACAACAAUUUGUCAAAACACAGUUUACAAAAAAUUGCAGGAAAAAAAACAAACUAAUAAUAACCCCCCGCCCCCCCAGCAUUGCGACAAACACUAAAGUGAAAGUUAAAAAGGUAUAUAGUACACUUUGUGGUAUAUUGAUACCCUUCAGUAAGAAUUCUAAUAACAUUUUAAUUGAGUAAUAAGUGGGUCAGAAUUAUUUUAUUCCUGUUACCAUAUUCAGUAAAAUUAGUUUGAAAAGCUUUGUGAGAACUUUAAAGACCAAAGAAAGGAGUUGAAAUGUAGCUAUAUCAGAAUAUAUAUAUAUUACAGUUAUAUUUUUUCAUUCUGUUGCUUGUGAAUUUAUUUGUAUCCCAUUCUUAUGUGAACAGAACAUAUAUUUUUCAUAACGAUUUAUUAAAAUACUAUUGUAUAUUUGUAUAUAACAGUCUCUAUGAGAUAAUAAACAAAUAAAAUGUAA